CUUGUGCAUCACCGACUUGCGAGCGGCUGCUGUUGCGAUCGCGAUCGCAUGACACAGCGGGUAGUUAUAAUAUAAUACCAGCAGCGAUAGAAAGGUAAGAAUGCGAGACAAAUAGCCGAAGCGGCAUCCCAUUCCUAUUGCUACGGUAUCCGCCCCAAAAAACACUCAGCGGUGAUAAAAGGAGUGGGAGUGCAAGUCAUCACAAAACCUCAGCCCAACACUUGCAACACACAUAACAGUACGAUAAUAUAUCUUUUCCUUCUUAAUCCAGAUGCUUCGUCUUUUGCCAUCCCAAACCCGCAUCCGGACGCGAUCCGCCGUGGUCAUGGGUCAUCGGCGACAACAACGGCAUGCAUCGCUACUGGCCAGAAAUAGAAAACACAAAACGAAACAGAAACAACAUCCCGGUCCACCGCAACACCAAGCAUCAUAUACGCGAACCAUGGCUGCGGGUGCUACCGGUGCGGGUGCUACCAGUGAAACCACGCCGUCCCAUUACAAGGAACACUACGAGAAUUUUAAGAGAGCAGAUUCCUACGAACGCGCCUACUUUUACGAGCCGGGUGCCUACAUGAAACACAUGGUGGAUCUCUUAUGGGACAGGCUGCGGCUUGAAUCCAAAAACAGUACGACGACACCGAAAGGCAGCAGCGCUGGCGCCCGCACCCGCUGCAUCCUAGACAUCGGCGGUGGAACGGGGAAUUUUGCGCAAGCCCUGAUGAAAAAGCAAGAAGCCGGCAAAUGGAGCGGUUCCUCGAGAAUCGUGGUGGUCGAUCCCUUUCUGGAACCGACGGCGGGCGGUUCGAUCGACGGUCUCGUGUCUUUUGUCAAGGCGCCGGCCGAAGAUUUUCUGCGCGCCCCAUCGUUAUCUGGGGACUGCUGGAGGACCCACAGGAUCGAUCGCGAGUUCGGCGGGUACGACCAAAUUUUACUCAAGGAGAUGGUUCACCACUUGAAGAACGAAGAUCGGGUCGGGAUUUUCCGUGGCAUGCGGGAGGGACUGGUUCCGAGCGAAACAAGAACGGCGGCAUCACCCCCGUCCCUGCUUAUUAUAACCCGUCCGCAGACUGAAAUCGAUUACCCGUUGUGGGACGAGGCUCGGUCCGUCUGGAAGGAAAACCAACCGAGUAUCGAAGAGAUCGAGGAGGAGCUCAGGGAGGCGGGAUUCACCAACCUGGAGCGAACCCUCGAGACCUACCCCUGCUCGAUCUCGCUGAAGCAGUGGCAAACGAUGGUGAAGGACCGAUUCUGGAGCACAUUUUCGAAUUUUUCCGACGAGGAGCUGGAGGAAGCCUGCGAACGCAUUGCAAGGGAGCACACACGCAACUCUAAGAACGAAACCAACAACGAGGAGGAGGAUACUGUCGUCCACUUUGAGGAUCGGCUUUUUUUCUUGACAGCCUCUUAGUAACUGCUACGGUAAGCGCAUCUCAGCACGCAUGUGCGAUCCCCACCAAGCAAUAGCGGGCUCUUUUGAAAACAUGGGAGAGAUGAUUCCCAACGGGACUAUUUAUUACUUCUUGCUCAAACUUUAUUUCCGAAAUAGCAUCCGUGCCCGUACGUAGCGAUAGUAAAGCACUAGAAACAGCAGCUUCUAGCGAAAAAAGAACGAUCUAUCGUUAGCAUGGCGGGAAGAUCGGUCACAUCAUACAGUACAAUGAAUAAAUGGCAAUAGUAGAUACUUUGCGUGAGGAGAUAAUUCAGUUGUAACCUCUAAAAUCAUUUAACAUUGCGCGGGAGGCAUGGCGUUACCGGUUUGCCCGAGCUUGUCGCAGGGUCCACCUGAAAGUUAAAGAAUAUGGUUUCUUUGUCGGUUCGAAUGCCGUCUCAAACUUUUGACAUAGGGUACGAACCUACGUACGGUACCUAGGCUGUCCGGAACCUAUUACAUAAAUAGUCCCUUGACGA
This is a messenger RNA of Pseudo-nitzschia multistriata, 1908 nucleotides long. NCBI's taxonomy places the organism in Eukaryota, Bacillariophyta, Bacillariophyceae, Bacillariales, Bacillariaceae. The record is from the annotation of a GenBank genome assembly.